Micropterus salmoides (largemouth bass) is the source of this 1086-nucleotide messenger RNA. RefSeq names its product translocase of inner mitochondrial membrane 22 homolog (yeast) (gene timm22). The record is from RefSeq and is a predicted model, not a curated record. Gene Ontology annotation, molecular function: transmembrane protein transporter activity. Gene Ontology annotation, biological process: protein insertion into mitochondrial inner membrane. The coding region runs from base 22 to 627 and encodes 201 amino acids. Lineage: Eukaryota; Metazoa; Chordata; Actinopteri; Centrarchiformes; Centrarchidae. The transcript has 4 exons. Gene Ontology annotation, cellular component: TIM22 mitochondrial import inner membrane insertion complex.
AAGGCGCUGUCAUUGAGAAACAUGGCUGCCUCCACGGGUGCUGCAAACGCUGCUGCCUCCGACUCACAAGGUCCAGCUUCGGCUAGUCCCAGCAUGGACAGCCAAACGUUUCAGUACAGUAUGAUUCUGGACCAUCUCAUCGGGGACAAGAGGCCCGUAAAGGACCUGAACCCCGCCGUUAUGGGGGCUCUGCCAAUGCCUCCUAAAAGCGACGAGCAGAAGAUGAUCGAGAGGGGAAUGGAGAGCUGCGCCUUCAAGUCGGUUCUGGCCUGUGUGGGAGGGUUUGUCCUCGGAGGAGCUUUUGGUGUCUUCACAGCUGGCAUCGAUACCAAUGUUGGCUUCGACCCCAAAGACCCUCUGAGAACUCCAACAGCACGAGAAGUCCUCAAAGACAUGGGCCAGAGGGGGAUGUCGUACGCCAAGAACUUUGCCAUCGUGGGUGCCAUGUUCUCCUGUACAGAGUGCAUCAUAGAAUCACACAGAGGCAAAUCUGACUGGAAGAACGCAGUGUACAGUGGUUGUGUAACUGGAGGAGCCAUUGGAUUUCGUGCUGGUCUCAAGGCUGGGGUGCUGGGAUGUGGAGGCUUUGCUGCGUUUUCUGCUGCCAUUGAAUAUUAUUUGCGGUGAACCAAAGAGCAGCUCUAUGGACAAGAACUUAAUCGAUACACAUCUGGACGAGCCCUGUUCGAAAUCCAACCCUGUGAAUAUUUACCUGCACAUGGAGGAUUGCUGCAAAACACAGACCUGAUGUGUUUGGUGGAAGUGGCAGGUUUCUGUUUGUGUACAGUACAGUGGGCUGAAAAGACAUGUAUGUAUUUUCCAGUGGCUCGUUUGUUUUAUCAUAUGAACAGUUUGAGCAAAGCAACCUCGUAUGAAGAGAAUCUGCAGAAACUGAGCGGGGUGGGUCUGCUUCUCUGUUGAAGGUAUAAUGAUGAGAUAAAAACGUUGAACACAAAUCACUUUCACUCUGAGUCACGACCAACUUAUCAGACUCGGAUAAAAACUCUUCCUGUUGUUGGUAUGAUGAUGUGUCAGAAACUAAUCCACGUCAGGUUUAUUUAUAUUAAAGAUGUUUCUUUUUGUUAA